ACUACUUAAAUUCCUUCAGGGCUGUGCUGUUUUGAGCACGCCACUUAGCUAAGCUGCCAGAGCAAUCAAGGGCAAAGCAUAAUGAUGGACCUAUUUGAAACAAAUUCCUAUUUCUUUUACCUGGAUGGAGAUAAUGGAGCCUUUCAACAACUGGGAGUAGCAGAUGGGUCCCCUGUGUAUCCAGGAAGUGAGGGGACAUUGUCCCCAUGUCGUGAUCAGCUGCCAGUAGAUGCUGGAAGUGACAGUAGUGAAGAAGAACAUGUCUUAGCUCCACCAGGACUACAACCCCAUUGCCCUGGACAAUGUCUGAUCUGGGCCUGCAAGACCUGCAAGAGAAAGUCUGCCCCAACUGAUAGAAGAAAAGCAGCCACCUUAAGGGAAAGGAGAAGGCUAAAGAAAAUCAAUGAAGCCUUUGAGGCGCUUAAAAGAAGGACUGUGGCAAACCCAAACCAAAGACUUCCCAAGGUUGAAAUCCUACGCAGUGCCAUUAAUUAUAUCGAGAGGCUCCAGGACUUGUUGCACAGUUUGGAUCAGCAGGACAAGCCACAGAAAGCAGAUGAGGAACCCUUCUCCUAUAACUCCAAAGAGGCACCUGUUCAGAGUGAGGAUUUCUUAAGUACCUGUCAUCCUGAAUGGCACCAUAUUCCUGACCAUUCCAGAAUGCCCAAUCUCAAUAUUAAAGAAGAAGGAUCCCUACAGGAGAAUUCCUCCAGCAGCCUGCAGUGCCUGUCAUCUAUAGUGGACAGCAUAUCUUCUGAUGAACCCAGGCACCCUUGCACUAUACAGGAGCUGGUAGAGAAUUAACAUGACCCCUCUCUAGCUUUUCACGGCUCUACCAGCUCAGCUUCCCAAACUUCGUAAUCGGGCAGGCAGGUACAGGAUCAACUGCUCUACUAUUCCCCAUUUAUUUAACAUGCCAUCAUUGAAUUCAAUCUUGUUGCACUGACGUGACAUUAUAAUAUAUAUAUAUAUAUAUAUAUAUAUAUAUAUAUAUAUAUAUAUAUAUAUAUAUAUAUAUAUAUAUAUACAAUAUCAAAACAGGGGGGUUGUGGGAGCACUCUAAAGGCUUUAAAGUAUAUAUUUAAGUAUAAUAAAUGCUAUUGCAUAUGUACCCAAAACAGGGGUUAUUUUGUUACAAAGUUAUGAUCAUAAAUUGAUAAGCCACCAUACCACGUCAAGGUAAACCCCGAAUGGCGGUCCCUAACUUGUUUUAUAUUUUAUGUGCAUUUUAGCAUUACCUGUAAUCAAUGUCCGUUGAACGCUGUUUUUUCACUGAGGGCUAAAUAUAUAUAUACACUGUAUAUAUAUAUAUAUAUAUAUAUAUACACUGUAUAUUAUAUAACAGACCACAUUUGCAUUUACCUUACCAUAAUAUUUCCUCUGUCUUUAUGUAAAAUGCUGAUCUAUCCACUACAUUCAACAUAAAUUCAUUCCUGAUUGUACCGAGUGCAGAGAUUCUAUUUUAUAUUUGUAAUUAUGGACAGUGUUGGAAAUGCUCAUGUUCCUUGUAAAUAGUCAUUUCUUACUGUUCUACAAGCACUCAGAUUAUUUAAACUAUAGUUUGGAAUGGUGUAUAUAUAAAUAUUUAUAUAUAAAAAUUACAAUAUAUAUCCUAUUAAAUAAACAUCUUUGUUGCUAA
This is a messenger RNA of Xenopus laevis (African clawed frog), 1639 nucleotides long. It is a transcript of the gene myf6.L, whose product is annotated as myogenic factor 6 L homeolog. Gene Ontology annotation, biological process: skeletal muscle cell differentiation; regulation of DNA-templated transcription; positive regulation of skeletal muscle fiber development. The record is from RefSeq and is marked provisional. Gene Ontology annotation, molecular function: RNA polymerase II cis-regulatory region sequence-specific DNA binding; DNA-binding transcription factor activity, RNA polymerase II-specific; protein dimerization activity. Lineage: Eukaryota; Metazoa; Chordata; Amphibia; Anura; Pipidae. Gene Ontology annotation, cellular component: nucleus.